Linum trigynum is the source of this 1111-nucleotide messenger RNA. The record is from the annotation of a GenBank genome assembly. Lineage: Eukaryota; Viridiplantae; Streptophyta; Magnoliopsida; Malpighiales; Linaceae.
CGCUAGCCUCCUCCCCUUGUGUUGAGGUUGCUCACCUGGUUCCUUUUUUUUUUCAUCAAAAUUCAACCCUUUGUUUACUACGAAAACACCACAAAACCACCAUCCUUACCUUCGCUACGUGAUUCUGAGUUCGAGACCCUUCUUGGGGCUCAUCAGGGUUUAGGUUUUAUUCAAAUAGGGUUUGUGCAGUUUGGGAAGUCGUGGGCGAUCAACGCUAUUUUCUUUUUCUUAAUUAUAAAACAGUAGUUAUUAUUAUUAGUGGGUUAAUUGCAUGGUUGUUCACUGAGAUUACAAACAAAAAAACGUUCAAGUUGGGUCACUCGAAAUAUUUAAAUUCAUUGAUGGUACUUCAGUUUAUUGAAACCGUUCACGUUUGGUCACUCUCCGUCCAACUCCAUUAACUUUUUCUUACGUGGCGGUAAACCCUAAAAGUUGAUCGUUAAAUUUGUGACGUGGCAAUUUAAAAUUAAUAAAAUUAAACUUUUCAAAAUUGUAAUCUCAUUUCCACCUCAUUAUCACUUUUAUUUAAAAUAAAUAAAAAAAUCCUAAUUUCUUCUAAUCCCCAAUACCAAUGUUCGCCGAACAACCACAUCCGCCGCAGGCCCACUACUCUGCCAUCUGCUGCCACGAUCUCUACGUCAACGACGACCCGUGGGAGAUCUGGCGGCGCCUCCAGUCCUCCAGCGAGAAGCCUGGUGACGUCUACGCAUUUACCGAGCUCAAGAAGAAGGCAAAAUCCGGUGGCGACGUGAACAAGAGAGCGAUUCAGAAGGUCGGGUGGAACGACGGGAACUAGCACGGCGAGGACAUCGGGAUCCUGUUCAAGCUAGUCAGCCGCGCUCGAUCGCCGAUUGAGCAGGACGAGCGGUGGAUCGGGACGGGGAAGAGGUUCAGCUACCAAAACCCUAAUUCCAAUUCGCCAGCGAGAACGCCAAGUGGAUCCUCCACCGGUUCAACAUGAGAAGAGAUGACGGUCGCAUCAAUGACAACGAGGGGAAGUUGAAUGUAUGAUCCGCGAAUGCGGCGGGGGUAUGCUGCUGGCGGGUAUUGGUAUUGGGAUUAGAAGAAAUUAGUGUUUUUUAUUUAUUUUAAAUAAAAGUGAUAAUGAGGU